AUGGCACAUUUGACCUAUACAGCCAUCUCAACAGACCCUCAAGAGUUCCACGAGAAACAUCCUCUCCGUCACAAGCAGUUCAAGUACCCUCGUCACACAGAGAUUCUCGUAGGCAUCACUGUUUACAACGAACCGAAGCGCCUCCUUCGCCGUACGUUGCAGAGCAUUGUGCAGAAUCUCUGGUAUCUAAAUAUUCGUCCGCAGUCAAAAGUCUGGGGAAAGGGCUCUUGGACUAAAGUCGUGGUUUGCAUUCUCAUUGACGGUAUUGAGUCUGUGGAUCCUGGAGUUCUCGACGUUCUCACCAGCAUUGGGCUGUACCAAAAUGGACUGUGCAGAAAGACGACAGAGCAGGGGGAGGAAGUCACAGGACACCUGUUCGAGUUUACAUCUUAUCUGGCCACCCAUCUCGGCUGCGAGGAUUAUACAGAUGGCAACAAAAAGUCUUCCAACAUUGAAUCCAGGCCAAUGAAGUUUCCAGUACAGUUGAUGCUACUUAUGAAGGCUUCAAACUGCGGGAAGCUUAACUCGUAUCGAUGGCUGUACAAUGGAUUCGCGAGAGUCUUGGACCCAAACAUUACAGUGCACCUCGACGUCGGUACGAAGCUGGGCAAGCAAGCUCUCUUCAAGCUCUGGAAGGAAUUUGACAUUGAGCCAAUGCUUGCUGCCGCUUGUGGGGAGAUCUCCUGUUCUUUGGGUGGGAACUGGCUUAACCUUCUCAACCCCAUCGUUGCGGCGCAGAACUUUGAGUACAAGGUUGGGUUUCAGCUGGAUCGGACGUUUGAAUCAGCGACAGGCUUUCUGUCCCUCCUGCCUGGGGCGUGUUCUGCUUAUAGAUACGUGGGCAGUGCUGGUAAACCGCUUGAAGAUAUGCUCCUAGGCGACCCAACUUGGAUCCAAGGCCAUAACCGCGAUCGUCCAGCCCUAUCGCCCGUCAACCUCAAUCGUCAUCUUGCGGACGAUAGAGUGAUUUGCUUCAGGAUCAUCAGCAAACCAGACACACACUGGCUUUUGAAAUAUGUUCCCGUGACAGCCACCACCGAUAUCCCCAUGACCACGACAGACUUCAUCAACCAGCGGCGACGGUGGCUCAACGGAGCUUUCUUCUCGACUAUCUAUGUAUUGAAGAGAUGUGGACAUCUAUGGAGGUCUGAUCAUACGAGAAUGCGGAAGGUGGCCUUUUUCAUCCCCCUCCUUCAUGGUGUUCUCGCUCUCGUCCUGGCUUGGUUCUCGCUCGCGGCAUUUCUACUCACGACUUUUACUAUCAAUAGCAUUUCGGGAGAUCCCCCAAAGGAUACACCGACUGGCGGAUUCCCAUUCGGAAAGGCAACACCGGUCGUCAAUGCCGUAAUCCAGAUAGUGUACCUGGCGACGAUCUUGUUCCAGUUUAUACUCGCCCUCGGAAGCCGUCCGAGGAAUCACAAAAUCAGCUAUAUCAUCUCAUUCGCGAUCUUUGGACUCAUUCAAGCUUAUCUGAUCAUGAACCUGAUCUAUCUUGUCAAACGUGUUGCAGACUACAAGGCCGACGAUACUGGGUCUAGUAACUAUGCCUAUAUCGGGGAGUUCUAUGCCGACAUUGGACAGAGCACCAUCAUCGUCGCCGGCUUCUCCGUGUUUGGCGUCUACGUCUUGAGCGCUCUUCUUGCACUUGACCCUUUGCAUCUCUUCACCUCUUUUGCACAAUUCCUCUUCAUAUCCUCCUCUUACGUCAACAUUCUCAAUAUCUACGCAUUCAGCAACACACAUGAUGUUAGCUGGGGGAGGAAAGGUAGACAUGAAGACACGGAAGCUGCCCGGAGCCAAGAAGGCCCAAGGCCGGCAACUAUUGAACGGCGAUUUACCUUCUCUGAUCAGGACCCCAACAUCCGAUCCGCGGACACACAGCGGGACGAAACGCCCGAAGCUAGAAACGCCGAGUAUCAACAGGCACUUGCUAGGGCAACAGCUGAAGACGAGACAACAAAACGUGACAAGAAGCGCCCCCAGGUCCUCGCAACAGCAGACGCCAUGAUGGAGUUUCGCACGAUUCUACUCGCAUCAUACAUAUUUUCAAACAUUUUCGUCUGUCUUAUCGUCCUGAAUGAUAGCCUCAAAAUAUUAUGGUGGCUCGGAGACUCAUAUUGGCAUAAAGUCUGGUUUUUCCGCAUCUGGCUGUGGGCAAACUCGAUUAGUUUCCUAAUCAGGUUUGCUGGUUGUUUGUGGUAUCAUGUUGUAAGGGUAUUCAGCGGGCUCUUCCGUGGCACUUUGAUGUGA
Fusarium odoratissimum NRRL 54006 is the source of this 2250-nucleotide messenger RNA. RefSeq lists its product as uncharacterized. Gene Ontology annotation, molecular function: chitin synthase activity. The record is from RefSeq and is a predicted model, not a curated record. Lineage: Eukaryota; Fungi; Ascomycota; Sordariomycetes; Hypocreales; Nectriaceae. Bases 1 to 2250 code for a protein of 749 amino acids. Gene Ontology annotation, cellular component: cell periphery; cell septum. The transcript has 4 exons.